UCUCCUGGUUCCUGGCUCCUGCUAGGCUCGGCAGUAUUGGGAGCGCGCAGGCGCGGCGUGCGGCUCGUAAGGCGCGGAGUAGCGGAGCGGGACGCGCUAGAAUCAUCAUCCAGGGACCUGUUGGAGACCACCAGAAAACAUGGGGAGGGGAACUCCAGGAUUGCACAUUAGGUCUACAAAAGGAGGCCCUAACUCUUGCAUCGAAGAACAGAUAGUUUUUCUCACAGGAGAAAAAGCCAAUUCUGUAUUAAAACGUUACCCAAGAGCUAAUGGAAUUCUUGAAGAAAUGAAACAGGGCAACAUUGAGCGUGAGUGCAAAGAAGAAGUCUGCACAUUUGAAGAAGCAAGAGAAGCUUUUGAAAAUAAUGAAAAAACUAAGGAGUUUUGGAGUACCUACACAAAAGCGCAACAAGGAGAGAGUAACAGAGGAAGUGACUGGUUUCAAUUUUACCUUACCUUUCCAUUAAUCUUUGGCCUCUUCAUUAUCCUCCUUGUCAUUUUCCUAAUCUGGAGAUGCUUCCUAAGAAACAAAACUCGUAGACAGACAGUGACUGAAGGCCACAUUCCUUUCCCUCAGCACCUGAAUAUUAUCACUCCACCUCCCCCACCAGACGAAGUGUUUGAUAGCAGUGGAUUAUCUCCAGGCUUUCUGGAAUAUGUAGUUGGGCGCUCAGAUUCUGUCUCCACUCGCCUGUCCAACUGUGAUCCCCCACCAACCUAUGAGGAAGCCACUGGCCAGGUGAACCUGCGGAGGAGUGAAACAGAACCUCAUUUAGACCCACCCCCGGAAUAUGAGGACAUAGUCAACUCCAAUUCAGCCAGUGCCAUUGCCAUGGUGCCUGUGGUCACCACCAUCAAAUGAAGCUGCAAACUUCUUUUUACUCUAAUCAUUUUUAAAAUACUAAUGAAAGAACUUUCUAGCACUUUACCACUACAUAAAUGUGCAUUGACUUAUUUUAUUGGACUCUUACAGCAUACCACUUCACACUUUCUGGUUUGAUUUCCUUUAGUUUUGUUUCUUAUUAUAAAAUCAUUAUCCAUGCUCAUUUUUGCUAGAGGAAAUAUAUGAAGAAGAAAAAAACAUACUAGUGGGGGUCUUCAUGUGAUGUGAUGAGAUAUACAUGUGUAUAUGUAUGUAUAUGCAUAUAUACAUGUGCAUGAAUCAACAUAGUACAUGUACAACUAUAUUAAAAAUCCAUUAACUUCUAUCUAAAUCACCUAGAAAGAGAGUAUUACUUACAAAAUCAAAAAAACAAGGACACCGACAGUUGUUGUAAUAGCCAACAACAUGCUGUAAAAUUUUGCAAACAGGAUGUAUUUAGCAUGUUUUCUAAUUCCUACUGGCUUUUGUUAAUCUUCUAUUUCUUCAUCUAUCUUAAAAGGAAAAAUAUCAUAUAGUCAUUCUUGGUUUUAGAAACAUCUCAGAGAGAAAGAACGAGUGCAGGAACAUAUAAUAAGUGAUAACUUGCUUACAGUGUACAGUAAGAAAAUCAUCAGUCAUGAGUGGCAUUUGCCUUGUUCUGUACUAGGGAUUUUUUUUUUUUUUGGUUGACCAUCCCCCCACUUUCAAAAUUAAACAGUAUUUUAUUAGCAUCUUUGUGUCAUGCUGUGUGUAUUAACAUCAUGAUAGGGAAGAUUUUCUGGCAGUGCAAUAAUUUCUAAAGUGGAUAUAUGUAUUAAUGACAGGCAACAGAUACCAAGUAUUCCUUUGCUUACACAUGGCAUAAUUAUUUUCUUCUUGCUAUUUCAUUGCCUUUUACUCUGUUUACUCUUUCUCCUACCACUACAGAAUCUUCAAGCCCUUAAGAGUUUAGUUAAAUAAAAUUUUUGAAAUUAUUUUCUUAAUGUUUUUAUACAGGCUGAGGUCUUUGCCUCAAGAUUAUUAGAAGGCAAUUUUCCAUUAAAUUUAUGAACUGUGAUUUUUUUAUAUUGCCCUCCAAUUGAUAGAAGAAGAUUGCAAAGUCUGUGUUAUCCCUCAUGCACAGUAAAUCUAUUGAUAGCCCCACAUAGAUCUCAUUACUGUUGCUGUUUUGUUUUGUAUUUUUAUCAGAUUUUUUUAAACUGCAGAGUUUUUACUUUUCCUUUGGAACAGAGGGAAUGGGCUGUAAAGGAACUACCAACAUCAACUGUCUCAGAAAGAAAAAAAAUAAGACAGUUGUUUCAUAAAGUUCCCAUUAUGAAUGCACAGGUGGCAAAUUCAUUAGAUCAGGUCAGGGAAAUGUCUGUGCCACUCCCAAGCCUUCUUAGCCUUAGAUAAAAUGGUUGAGGCAGAAGGAAUGUAGGUUUCAAGUGUGUCAUUCCCUGCUACCUCCAUCUCCA
This is a messenger RNA of Microcebus murinus (gray mouse lemur), 2319 nucleotides long. The record is from RefSeq and is a predicted model, not a curated record. Lineage: Eukaryota; Metazoa; Chordata; Mammalia; Primates; Cheirogaleidae.